Sporothrix brasiliensis 5110 is the source of this 1143-nucleotide messenger RNA. Its product is annotated as NADH dehydrogenase (ubiquinone) 1 alpha subcomplex 9. NCBI's taxonomy places the organism in Eukaryota, Fungi, Ascomycota, Sordariomycetes, Ophiostomatales, Ophiostomataceae. The record is from RefSeq and is a predicted model, not a curated record. Gene Ontology annotation, cellular component: mitochondrion. The transcript is spliced from 6 exons. Gene Ontology annotation, molecular function: protein-containing complex binding. The coding region runs from base 1 to 1143 and encodes 380 amino acids.
AUGUCGUCCCUUCCGGCUACCGCCGUGCGGUCGUCGCAGAAGAUGGCCCGGACCGUCCUGCAGCAGCAGCAGCGCCGUGCGAUUUCGGACGUCACAAUCACACGCACCGGCAAGCCCAUCAUCCGGGUGCAGGGUGGAAGAUCUUCCCUUGGAGGCCACACGGCCACGGUGUUCGGUGCCACGGGCGCCCUCGGUCGCUAUAUUGUGAACCGGCUUGCUCGGCAAGGCUGCACGGUCGUCAUCCCCUUCCGCGAGGAGAUGACCAAGCGGCACUUGAAGGUGACGGGCGAUCUUGGCCGGAUUGUGUUCACGGAGUUCGACCUGCGGAACACGGCGUCGAUUGAGGAGAGCGUCCGGCACUCGGACGUUGUCUACAACCUCAUCGGCCGGAACUACCCAACCAAGAACUUCUCCCUUGAGGAUGUCCAUGUCGAGGGAACGGAGCGCAUUGCCGAGGCGGUGGCCAAGUACGACGUUGACCGGUUCAUCCACGUGUCGUCGUACAACGCGGACCCGACGUCGCCAUCGGAGUUCUACGCAACCAAGGGCCGCGGCGAGGCAGUAGCGCGCGCCAUCUUCCCCGAGACGACGAUUGUGCGCCCGGCGCCCAUGUUCGGUUUCGAGGACAACCUUCUGCUGCGGCUGGCGGGCGUGUACAAUGUCCUGACGUCGAACAACAUGCAAGAGCGCUACUGGCCGGUGCACGUCAUUGACGUGGGCCAGGCGCUGGAGAAGAUGCUGUACGACGACACCACGGCGGGCCAGACGUUUGAGCUGUACGGCCCCAAGAACUACUCGACAGCCGAGCUGGCCGAGCUUGUGGACCGCGAAAUCUACAAGAAGCGGCAACAUAUCAACGUGCCCAAGGCGCUGCUGAAGCCGGCGGCGACACUACUAAACAAACUACUAUGGUGGCCGGUGCUGUCGGGCGAGGAUGUUGAGCGGGAGUUUAUUGAUCAGACGAUUGACGAGACGGCCAAGACGUUCAAGGACCUGGGCAUUGAGAAGCCGGGCGAGAUUGCCGACUUUACCUACCACUACCUGCAAGGAUACCGCAGCUCCUCGUACUACGACCUACCGCCAACAACAGAGCGCGAGAAGCGGGAGGACAGAAAGUACCUGCACGUCGUGGACGACCAGUAG